Molecule: messenger RNA, 1428 nt
Organism: Aspergillus pseudotamarii
Lineage: Eukaryota; Fungi; Ascomycota; Eurotiomycetes; Eurotiales; Aspergillaceae
Exons: 2
Coding region: 1-1428 (475 amino acids)
Source: RefSeq, a predicted model, not a curated record
AUGAUCCCGGUGAUAUUUGUCCUGUUUCUUCUGGGGCCAGCGUCUGGUAACUCUGUAAUUCCCCGCGAUACUCCAUCCGGGUCAACCGGCUCCCCAGCACCGUCAUCUGCGCCAAUCACUCUAUCGGUCCCCUCGUCUGAACCGACCUGCUACACCAGCAGCCAAUGGCUUGUGAUCUCCAAUACCAGCGUCUUCUGGCCCACAUCCACGGACUACCUUUACGGUCCGACCACCGGACCCGGUGCAUCUGACGUGAUAUGCGCUGCGCAAUGGAUGCAAUACGAUGAACGGUCAAGGGGGCUCUCACGUCUAGGCCCAACCAAGACCACGACCGUGACAUUGUACACUCCCACCAGCACGGGGGCCUGCAGAACGAGCAUCCGCCCCGAACUAUACUCGGAUGUUCACACUGGCCCAGUGACCACCCUAUGCGAUGGGGUUGCCCGGGCUCUCGGACCACGCGAAACCGCAACAGAGUACUUCCCAGGAACAGGACCAUGCAGCUCAUUCAGCGAGUCGGAGAUCAAAACGACCACAGUCAACCGAGAACCCUCGGCAUCCCCGACAUGCCGAGGGGAGCUAGAAGGGUGUAUCGGGGUUUGGCAAACAUACAGUAGUCUUUCCAGCGAGUAUGCAGCAUCAGUUACAUCCCCGAUUCCAGGCGAUACAAGGAGUCCAUUACGACCAGCUCACUGUCCCAAUACGGCACGAGAAUACCCCGAAGAAAAUCCUUGUUCCCAAUGCCACUUCAUUCCAGGUACAGCGACAAUGUUCUACUGGCCUGUAACAACGGCCAACGGAGACCUGUGUGCUCAAAACGGGACAACUAUCCCCGCUACGCCGACAGGCGAUGGCCCUAACACUGCCAUCCUGGAUGACUAUACCCUCGUCUCACCCAGCGUAUAUAUAUCCUUCACCUCUAUUAAUGCCUGGAGUAACCGUCGUCAUGGUCAUCAAUGUGGGGAGCGCCAUCUCAACCAGCUCAUCUCCGUCCAUCCCACUGCUGUUACGUCGCUCCGUGACCACCGCAACGCCCGCUACCCCAGUGAGGGCACCCCGUAUCCGUUUAACUUUGCCGAGUUCCUGCCCCAGACUAUUGGUAAUUAUACCCAGUCCCUGAUCCCCUGGCCCCAGUAUCGCGGUGGCUCGCAGUGCCCCCUAUAUGAUCCCUCUUGUACUAUGGUUCGGGAUGAUUAUCUGCCGUAUAUUGAGGUGCCGAACGAGGCGGCCGAAAUUGAUCCGCAUUGGCAGAGGUGUGAUCGGAGAUGGCUUGUCCCCAUGGUUACGAUGGUGCCGAUUAUUGAUGGCACUGUCGUCGCUCCUACUCCUACGCGUGAGCCGGAGAUCAUGUCCAUCGACGCAGAUGCUAUGCCAGAAGGUAUGGUCGAGGCGCCGACGCCGACGCCGACUGCUGAGCUGGGGUGGUGA